This is a messenger RNA of Magallana angulata, 551 nucleotides long. RefSeq lists its product as uncharacterized. Lineage: Eukaryota; Metazoa; Mollusca; Bivalvia; Ostreida; Ostreidae. The transcript is spliced from 4 exons. The coding region runs from base 22 to 546 and encodes 174 amino acids. The record is from RefSeq and is a predicted model, not a curated record.
GAAAGAUGCUGUGACGGAUUCAUGCGGGACGAAAGCACUCAUAACUGUAUAGCUUGUCCAGAUGGUUUCAUUGGCAGAAACUGCGAGAAAGCUUGCAUAUACCCGAACUAUGGAAAAGAAUGUCAGUUCUAUUGUAAAUGUGGCGAAGCACUGUGUAAUGUAUCAGUUGGAUGUGUUCAAGCAACAACAAUUAUUUUACCAGUACUUGAGAGCACGACCUAUGAGAGUUCCAGACGGAUGAUCCUUUCAACACACGUAAAAGUGGUCAAACAAACAACAACUAGACCAGUUGUCUUAUAUCCGGAUAAAUAUCAUGGAACCGCAGAGCAGCAUCUCCCAUUGAUAACAGUGAAUGUCGCCACACACCGUGACGAAACAAACAAACCCGAAACAAAAAUCCAUGCAUCAUAUCAUCACCAUCGUAAUAAAACUGAAUAUGUAAUAAAAGCAAUCAUAUUUGCUCUAUUUGGAAUAGCUGUUGUGUUGUUGCUGACAAUUUUUUAUGUUUACAUUCGUCAAAAAAUGCACGAAGCUCGAUCGUUUUAGUUGGA